ACCUGGGGGCCUUCUCGGCCGAGGGGGCAGGGCGGGGCCUGGCGUUGCCUGGUAACCGGGGCCUCUGUCCGGUCAACAGUGGCUGCUGGCCUGGCCUGGUGGCGGGGACCCUGGCGCCCCAGAGGCAGACAUGCAGAGCCCCAGGCGGGAGCGGGCCUACGUCCCCUCGGGGACCCUGGAGGUGGACUUCCCGGAACCCCUCGACAGCAAUGAGUACCUGUCCCUGGAGGGUCCCCGCUGGGCACCGGCCAUCAAGCAGGCCACGCGCUGGAAAUACACGCCCACAGGCAGAGAUGCCGCCGGCCAGCUCUGGUUCACCGGCCUAACCAACUCGGAUCCGAGAGAAGCCUGGUACUCCACCCCACGGCCCCCCAGCAGCCCCUGCCGCCAGGCCCACGCCCACUGGCGCGGCUGCCAUGCUCACAGGGAACACGGCUUACCCUCCGCGUACUCUCAGCGGCUCCGGGACUCAGCCUGGUAUGAUCCCGUGGUCCCUGCUCAGUACCUGAACCCCAAGGCACGCUGGGGGACCAUGCUGUGGAAAGACCGGCCCGUCCGGGGCAAGGAGUAUGUGCUGGACCGUAGCCGCUGCGGCGUGAGCCCCUCGUGGCGGACCUCGGACUACGUGCCCGGGCUGUCGGCCCCGCAGCGCCCGCGCUUCACCACCCAGGACCUGCGGCGCUGGGGGCUCGAGCCACGCUGCCCCUCCACCCGCCAGCGCCCGUCAACACGCUUCGCGGCCCCCCGCUGAUAAACACCUGCUGCCACCUC
Messenger RNA from Erinaceus europaeus (western European hedgehog), 771 nucleotides. It is a transcript of the gene TEKTIP1, whose product is annotated as tektin bundle interacting protein 1. The transcript is spliced from 4 exons. NCBI's taxonomy places the organism in Eukaryota, Metazoa, Chordata, Mammalia, Eulipotyphla, Erinaceidae. The record is from RefSeq and is a predicted model, not a curated record. Bases 131 to 751 code for a protein of 206 amino acids.